UCGCGCAAUUGCCGUUCUCCAUACCUCUAGAAAUUGACCAAUCCCCUCACGCGGAUCUGAAGCGCAGCAGCCGUGCAACAAAAUGUUUCCUCCUUUGGAAUACCUCUCCCAAGCUUGGUACAGGAUUGAAGCAGAAAUAGUCUUUGGACAGACAGCGAGUAAUACAAACGUACAUACUUCGUUUGUUCCCAGGUGUGCAUAUGUAUUGAUUCGAACCACGUUUAGGAAGGGUAUAUGAAGGGAGGGGGCAUUUCGAAGGAGUCCCGCUCAUUCCCUUGCCUUUUCCUUCACUUCUUUCACUGCCAAACAUCAUAUCUUGAACUCAGAAUAACCUGCAAUCUUCAUUGUCCGACACAAUGGCGACAUCAUUCCCACUGCAGCCUUUGGAAAUCAUGGCGAAAAAUCAUGCCAUCCUAGCCACGACUGGGUUCUUGAUUCUUCUUCCCGUCGGGGUCCUCGUCGCACGAUACGCUAGAACAUUUACUCCGGUAUGGUUCCCAGUGCACUUUGUUGUCCAAUUAUUCCUCUCCGGUCCUGUGAUCUUCGCGGCGUGGUAUUAUGGCUGGAAGACGUCCAACGUACUGGGACUCGGGCACUUCCUCGAUCCUCAUCAGAAGAUGGGCUUGGCUCUGCUGAUCCUAUACGUCCUGCAACUAUUAUUGGGGCUCUUCACGCACUUCAUCAAACUACGUAGUCCGUUUGGUCCAGGGACUAGGUCACCACAGAAUUAUUUUCAUGUCUUUUUGGGGUUGGUCAUCCUGGUCCUCGCGGCUGAACAGGUUCAUUAUGGGCUAUACAUUGAGUGGGCGUUUGCUACAGGGGGUUUGCACGUUGUUCCUAUGGCGGCGAAGAGGGCAUGGAUUGCUUUGAUCGUGAUCUUUUGGGUGCUUUACCUCGCCGGGUUGGCCUUGGUCCCAAGGCAAUUUUCGCAGGAAAAGCGCGCUAGACAUGGGACACCCACGAAGUCGGACGAAAUUGGGCUUCAGAACAAUCAUUCUGGUGAUGUUCAAUCUGCGUAGGGGUUCCUCAACUCAGUAUAGAACGAAACAUUCCUCCAGCCUAUUUGAAAUUGGAC
Lentinula edodes (shiitake mushroom) is the source of this 1075-nucleotide messenger RNA. RefSeq lists its product as uncharacterized. NCBI's taxonomy places the organism in Eukaryota, Fungi, Basidiomycota, Agaricomycetes, Agaricales, Omphalotaceae. The record is from RefSeq and is a predicted model, not a curated record. The coding region runs from base 357 to 1019 and encodes 220 amino acids. The transcript is spliced from 4 exons.